UGCAAUACAAUGUCCGAAAGGAGAACUCAACUCCGUUACUCCUUUUUACAUAGCCUACAUUAAUUUAAAUGUGGAUACAUUAUUAAACUCUACCAACAGUGGCUGAAGAGAAACGAGUAUCUUAUCUACGAAGCUAUGACAUCACAGACAUCGCAUUCCAAUUUGGGCGUUUGGGACUUCGUGAAACCAUGCUGAGUUGCAAGAGAGGUUUGGCUGUUGCGGCGCAGUUUGAGGUGGUCGAGAGAAGGGCAAAGAAGGUGGUCUUUCGUGCUUCGCCAGAAAGUUAACUUUGUGAAGUCUUCCAUCUCAUCUUCACUCCAGUGGACUGUCUUCUCUCGUGUGAAAAGAAAGAAAGCAACAGGGACUGAUGGUCAGCACAGUGAUCCAGGACAACUAUGUCAGCCUGGGUUUCAAAAGCUUCCCCUCCCACCCCUAUCCCCCGUCCCAUGGCACUUCUCUUCCGACUCUCUUCCACCACCUCCCUCCCCCGCGGAGCCUACCUGAGGAGGGUGAACAGCGUUUUCUUCGCUCAGUUCAUCAAGAGGUACCCCCCCUCUUCCCUGACCUCUCCUUGCCCCAUGAGACCCCCGCUAAACCCCUCAGACACCCUACUGCCGGAGAACACCCCAAACCCUCUGACCAGCCGCCUCCGGUGUCAUUACCAAGAUUGGCCAGUCUUCAUCGGAGAGGAUUAAAGCACACUCCAGUUUCCUCGUCUCCCAACACAAAGCACCCUACAGCCCUUGUAAAGGGACACUUUCACCUUGGCUAUGGAGGAAGCACUUUAACUGAGCAUGUAGUUAUACCGCAACGCUAUGAAAUGACCACCUUGAGAAAGAGCCUCCUCCGAGGCAGUGAUGAGCUGGUUCCAAGACCAACACAAAUCAACAUUAGUGAGAAGCAGAUACUGGUUCCAGUUCCAAGGGAACAUCCUUACCAGUCCCAUAUCUCCCGCUUUGCCAUGUUUCCAACUUUCCGAUCUCCAGACGAUCCUGAUUCUGGGGUAACGGCGGCCACCAAGAGACCCCUGAACCUUCUCAUACCAGCCUGCGCUUCUGACAUGCGUGUCCUGACUAAGACCAAAGGAGCUGAUCUCCGACAUGAGCUGCUGGAGGUUUCCAAGGUAACUCAAAGGAAGGCCCUGCUGUGGCCAGGACAACAUGGCUUCUACCAGUUUCCAAAAUCAGUAUGCAGCAACAGGCAAGUUUUUUAUCCAUCACUUCCUAAGACUUUGUGCCCAAAUGCAACUCUAAGAAACUUGGACUCCACACUGUCGGAGCAAACCGCUAACAUGCUACGCAACCUGGAAAGGUCACACAGGCUCACUUGCUAUCAACUCCAAUACUCAGGAUGUGGUCCUGCCAACCCUCUGCAGUUAGAUGACUUGCAUGAGAAAACCUUUGGAGAUCAAACACCAUACACAAUCCAGCUUAGGGUGGGAUCCCAUCCUACCCUGGUCCCAGCGCGCCCCCAAAAUGGACGUCAGGCUCGUAUCCAGCAGGGCCGACGGUGCCUGAUGAACACCCAUGUUGCCAGCCCUUGCCACCUUGUCAACAACCCCAAUAACCAACCUGGCAGCACAUCAGACAUUGUCCUUAAACACAGACAUUGUAGUCAUGACAAUCGUGACUCUGCUUACCAGCACAACAGCCACAGUGUCCAUGAUAACAGCAUUCAUGGUUAUCACACUGAUGAAUAUGGCUGGGGAUUAAACAGUUCAGUUAAACUUCACAGAGCCCAGAACUUUCCAGAAAUAUCUGGUUCGGGUCACUGCUGUGAAGAGCAGAAACUAGGUUGCAUCGACCCAGUUGACCAUCACGAAGAGUUAUGCUGUGACGUGUGUGGUUUUGCAGAAAGCUUCUGUAACUGUAUGUCACAAAGAUCAAACACUGAAGACCUUGACCCACAGAGCCAGACCCCCUACAGGCACAACCUACUACCCAGGACAGGCUCACUAAAUCUGGGACAUGAAGACCCGCCAGGGUGCCUGAAGGGUGUUGAUGGAGAGUGUGCCAGAGUCGGCUCUGUGGGGCCAAACAGAGAGAGAUCCAUUUCAAGGGCCUUUUCCUGCAUCCGGGCUACCUUGGGAGGGUCCCGGGGUGUGUGUGGGGGAGGGGGGCUAUUCCGGUCCAAGUCAGUUCUGAUGAGCCUCCAGGACUCGUUCUCCAGGACCGACAGCCACAGGCGCUUCCACCUGACUAUAAAGGGUGCAGUCCCAGAUCUCCGUGACAACCACCAUACUGUCAAACAAUACUCUGCCUACUUUCGCAACUGAAGGGUGUGUCUGUAUUUACAAUGUAUGCACACACCCACAUACAUUUCUGUUUUUGUCUUUCCCAGUAGAAUAAACACAAGCCUACAGCACCACACAGAUUUACAGUGCAUUUCUUCUUUUGUUAUUUUAGUAUUUACAUACAUUUCUAAUUAAAAGCAAGUUAUACAGUGUCAGGGGCACAGGGAGAAAAAUCUUCUGACAGCACUUUCAUCCAAUUGCGAUGGGUCUUCGUGUGACGUGUGCACUAAUAUGCCAUUGUUGAACACUCCCUUAACGCGAUCUAAACAAUUGUAGAUUCGACUUUGAAAAGUUCGUAGAAGUCUACCGUGUGGAUGGUAUGCGUUACAGUAUGAGGAACGUUCAUCAUCUAGGAUUUAAGAUACUUCACAGGUACUACCGGGACGGCUAUUUAAAAUGUUGAGAAAUAGUGAACCGCUAAA
Molecule: messenger RNA, 2715 nt
Organism: Osmerus eperlanus (European smelt)
Lineage: Eukaryota; Metazoa; Chordata; Actinopteri; Osmeriformes; Osmeridae
Exons: 12
Coding region: 368-2275 (635 amino acids)
Cellular component (GO): centrosome
Source: RefSeq, a predicted model, not a curated record